This is a messenger RNA of Mycena citricolor, 330 nucleotides long. NCBI's taxonomy places the organism in Eukaryota, Fungi, Basidiomycota, Agaricomycetes, Agaricales, Mycenaceae. The record is from the annotation of a GenBank genome assembly.
AUGCCUGCUCACCUGUUGAUCACCCGGCCUCCUCCUCCUCCUCUGAUCCUCAUCUCCAUCCGUGCCAACACCCACCCUCUCUCUCCUUCUCCUGGCCAUCUCCUUCAAAUCCCCACAAGUGGUCUAGCCAAGCCCGAUUCCUUGCACCAGGGAGUGCUACUGCUGUACACUCUCCUCCCCCUCUACUUUGGCCUUCUCCCCACGGAUGUGGUCUACUGCCAUACAGGCUUGUACCAGAUGCCCUUGCGCUCAUCCGCACCACCCCUCUUCCCAGUCAGGCAUCGGUCCUUGCCUCCAAUGUCUCCACUGGCUGGCUCAGCACUGGCCUAG